AUGUCGCGGACUGGCGGCGGGUUUGGCAUUGCGUUUGAGAGCAGUACGAGGAGUGCGUUGGGUGAGGUGUUGGAGGAGAAUGGGUAUGUGGGACGGAGGGUGGAGAGUCCGGUUGGGGAUAGGGUAGGGGAUAAGGAGGAGGAGGAGGAGGAGGAGGAGGAGGAGGAGGAGGGGGAAGAUGAGGAGACGGUGGUGCAGAGGGCGGUUUUGUUGGAGAGGUUUGCGUUGUUGAAUUUGGAGGCGGGGACGAGGAGGAGGAGGGCUGCGACGGUUGGUCGGGUGGAAUGA
Alternaria arbusti is the source of this 288-nucleotide messenger RNA. RefSeq lists its product as uncharacterized. The coding region runs from base 1 to 288 and encodes 95 amino acids. Lineage: Eukaryota; Fungi; Ascomycota; Dothideomycetes; Pleosporales; Pleosporaceae. The transcript has a single exon. The record is from RefSeq and is a predicted model, not a curated record.